AUGAAACUUUACGCAAUAGGUGAUCUGCACCUCAGCUACCCAGCCAACCGUGACGCCUGGUCUGAGCUUGACCUCCAUCUCGACGACGGGCUUAUUCUGUGUGGCGACUUGGGCGAGAAGGCAGAGCAACUUGAGCUCGCAUUCUCCACUGCGACCAAGUGCUUCAGGGAGGUCUUCUGGUGUCCCGGCAACCACGAGCUAUAUACCCUCGCUUCGUCAGCUGGGGCUCCGCCGCAGCUGCGCGGCGAGGCAAAAUAUAAUCAGUGUGUCGCCAUCGCACGGAAGUACGGGGUGCAUACCCCUGAAGAUGAGUUCGUGGUCUGGGAGGGCGAAGGAGGGCCCGCAUUGAUUGCUCCAAUAUUCACUCUGUACGACUAUUCCUUCCGGCCAGAUCACAUCAAGGACAAGGCCGAGGCUUUGAAAUGGGCCGAGGAGAUGGACACAGUGGCGACGGACGAGUUCAUCUUGCAUCCAGACCCGUAUCCGUCUCGCGAGAAAUGGUGCGAUGCACUUGUCGAAAACACACAGGCCAAGCUUGAAACUGCCAUGAAUCGUGGUCUGCCCUUGAUCAUUGUCAACCACUGGCCGCUACGAGAGGAUCUCAUCUGGAUACCCAAGGCUCCAAGAUUCACGCUGUGGUGUGGCACAAAAAAGACGGACGACUGGCACAAGAGAUACAAUGCCAAGGUCGUGGUCUCUGGGCACCUGCACGUGAGGAGGACUGACUGGAAGGACGGUGUGAGGUUUGAGGAGUGCAGCUGGGGCUAUCCGAGGCAAUGGGAUGACGUGAGGAAAUCGGGCAAGGAUAUUAAUUCAUUGUUGAGGGAGAUCUUGCCAGGACCUCCGAAACCAGAGGGGGACGCGGUACCGACACAGUGGAGGAGAUGGGGUUAG
Diaporthe amygdali is the source of this 894-nucleotide messenger RNA. RefSeq lists its product as uncharacterized. Bases 1 to 894 code for a protein of 297 amino acids. Gene Ontology annotation, molecular function: hydrolase activity. The record is from RefSeq and is a predicted model, not a curated record. Lineage: Eukaryota; Fungi; Ascomycota; Sordariomycetes; Diaporthales; Diaporthaceae. The transcript has a single exon.